AUGGAGAUCAAAACUAUUUUGGUCAGCCUUCUCGUGACCGCACUCGGGAUUGCAGUUGCCAUUGCGGGUUUCGCUGCUGAAGCCAAGAAUCGUAAGAAUUCUCUACCCACAAUGGGUUACUAUAGCUCAGAAUGCGACGACUACUCGAGUAGUCCAGUCGUCGGUAUAGCCAUAGCAGCAAUCGUGGCUCUUGUAAUAGCGCGCACCAUCAUCACAGCAACAACUGGUGGUUGUUGUAUGUGUUGCCGUACCCCUAACAUAUCCACAUUUGCCCGAGUCUGUAUUGUUAUAUCAUGGAUUACGUCUUCUAUAGCUGUUAUCCUAUUUAUUGUGGGCGCAAAAGUAAGUGGUGAAAAAGGUGGGGAGAUAGAUGUCAAUGGUGUGUACAAUUGUUACACUCUAAGGCCCGGGGUCUUCCGCGCAGCCGGUAUUAUAGGCCUCGUGAGCGUGCUUCUUGGUCUCGUCUAUUAUUUAUUAUAUGUGUUGGCUCGAAGUCGUGCAGCUGAGAAAUCAGGGGUAGAUCUAGAACUCGAGAAACCACCUGUCACCGAUUUCAAGGAACCAACAAAUUUGUGAUGGCAUGAGCCACAGGUGCCGUUGCAAAAAAAUUGAACAACCAAUAUUGGUCACCAGCUCUUGGAACCGUGCUUUUGCUCCUGAAUCUUUUAAUUUGUCUACUUUCUUUAAUUUGGAAAAUUUAAUUCGUUAUUUGUGGAAUAAAUAACCUUGUCUUUUUUUUUUUCUACUAUGUUGUCUCUUUUUCUAAAUUUUAUUAUCUUGAUUACCAACGUCCAUUUUUUCUA
Helianthus annuus (common sunflower) is the source of this 803-nucleotide messenger RNA. RefSeq lists its product as uncharacterized. Lineage: Eukaryota; Viridiplantae; Streptophyta; Magnoliopsida; Asterales; Asteraceae. The transcript is spliced from 3 exons. The coding region runs from base 1 to 576 and encodes 191 amino acids. The record is from RefSeq and is a predicted model, not a curated record.